Molecule: messenger RNA, 1122 nt
Organism: Parnassius apollo (apollo)
Lineage: Eukaryota; Metazoa; Arthropoda; Insecta; Lepidoptera; Papilionidae
Source: the annotation of a GenBank genome assembly
AUGGAGAGUGAUGGCGACAGCGCUACUGAUCGAGAAGAUAGCUUAACACGAGUACCGGCUAAGAGAAAGCGUUAUAAGCAGAAGUUUCGGGAAGAAUGGUUGCUGAAUAAAGAAUAUAGUGACUGGCUAAGAAAGGAUAAUAGGGACUUAUCGAAGGCGGUCUGCAAUGUUUGCAAUACAUCUUUCAGUGCCGAAAUAAGUGUAAUAAAACGCCACAAAGAAGGAACUAAACACGUGAAUAAUUUAAAGAGGUGUAGUGCUUCAACGUCCAAAAAACAACAGUCUAUAGUAAGCGUUUUUAAAUCCAUGCCAACUAAUGAAAAGCAAUUGGUAAAGACUUCAGAAAUAAAAUUAGCUGCUUUUGUUGCUGAGCAUAAGGUAUCUCAUAAUGUCAUGAAUCACUUAGCAGAUUUGUUACCAAAGUUGUUCCCAGAUUCUCAGAUAGCCAAAGAUAUUAGAUUAAAAAGAACUAAAGUUCAAGCUGUGAUAAAUAACUGUAUUGGGGAAACUGAAAAAGAAAACUUGAUCAGUGACUUGAAAUCACAAAUGUUUUCAAUUUUGAUAGACGAAAGCACAGAUAUUGCUGUAGUAAAAACAGUAGCUGUAGUGGUCAGGUAUUUUGAUCCAAUGAUUGGUAAAGUUAUCACUCGGUUUUGGAAUUUGAUUCAAUUAUUUGAUGAGAAAACCACCGAUCAUGUUGCAAAUGCCGAAAAACUUUUUAAUACUGUUAUAGGUUCAUUUCAAAAGUAUGAGAUUCCUACGGAAAACAUCAUAGGUUUCGGCUCUGAUGGAUGCAACACAAUGAUGGGAUGUAACAAUUCAGUUUCAAGUCGAUUUCGUCAACGUUGUCCAGGCAUAAUUGUGAUCAAAUGCAUUUGCCAUUCUCUGCAUCUUUGCGCUAGUGACGCAUGUAAAGAGCUUCCACUAAAUUGUGAAAAAAUGGCGCGAAAUAUUUAUAAUUAUUUUAAAUCCAGUAGUAAAAGGCAGAGUGAGUUGAAAGAGUUCCAGUAUUUUGCUGAGGCGGAUGUGCACAAAAUUCUAAGACCAGCCCAGACUAGAUGGUUGUCUUUAAAUGCAGUAGUGCAAAGGAUUCUGGAACAAUGGGAUGUAUUACGUCUUUAA